CUAACGUAUCCUCAAAAUUCGAAGUAACCUUCUCGUCUUCUAUCGAGAUGUUCGUAAUGCGAUAGUGAAGUUCAUUUACUCGUUUGCAGCGAUUUUCUUAGUUAUUUUUGUUAGAGAAAGUGUAAUUAUUAACGAUGACAAACGUUACAAGCGAGGAAAAUUCUAGUAGGUUCAAUGCGGUCUCUGACUCAUCUACGAUGGAAACGUGUACAGCGGGACCCCUUGUUUUGUAUUCAACCGCGCAAGCAUGGGCAGCUCAAUUUCAUCGCAGCCUUACAUGUACCAGGGUAUCAGAAUCGUCAGACGAAGAAGAUUUUUCUCAGUAUCGGUUCGAAGAUGAUCUUGAGUACCUUAGGUCGUUGGAUCCAAAGGAGUGGAAAGAUCAAGAUCAUUACGCGGUAUUGGGCUUGAAAAAGCUCAGACACAGAGCAACCGAAGAUCUUAUAAAAAGGGCUUAUAAGCAAAAAAUCCUUAAACAUCAUCCCGAUAAACGUAAGGCCAUGGGAGAGGAAAUCCGGGCAGACGACGAUUAUUUUACCUGCAUAACACGGGCAUGGGAAAUUCUGGGCAACCCUGCAAAGAGGAGAAGCUACGACAGCGUAGACCCGUAUUUUAACGACGAAUUACCGGACGAGAAAGACUGCAAAAAUAACUUUUACGUGGCAAUGGGUAAAGCGUUUAAGGAAAAUGCUAGAUGGUCGGUGAAAAAGCCGGUGCCACGUUUAGGUGGACCAGACACACCCAGGCAAAAGGUGGAAAAGUUUUACUCGUUCUGGUACGAUUUCGAUUCGUGGCGCGAAUAUUCUUACUUGGACGAAGAAGACAAAGAAAAUGGAAAAGAUCGAGAUAUGCGCAAAUGGAUCGAGAAAAGAAACAAAGCUGCGCGAGCGAAACGGAAGAAGGAAGAAAUGGCACGUAUACGGUCUUUGGUCGAUAUGGCUUACAAUAUGGAUCCUAGAAUAAAAAAGUUUCAGCAGGAGGAUAAGGAUAAGAAGACAGCUGCGAAGAAAGCGAAGCAAGAAGCUGCGAAAGCGAGGCAGCAAGAAGAGGAGAGAAUAGCGAGAAACGCUGCGGAAAAGGAAAGAUUAGAAAAGGAGAAGCGAGAGAUCGAGGAGAAAGCGAAACUGGACGCGCUGAAGCAAGAAAAGGAAGCGCAAAAGAAAGCGCUUCGUAAAGAAAGAAAAGCACUGAGAGAUUUUUGCAAAGCCAAUAAUUAUUUUGCAGAGAACUCGGCCGAAAGUAUCAAACACAUGGAAAGCAUAGAGAAAAUCUGCGAACUUUUCAAGCUCGUUCAACUGGAGGAAGCCAUGAGAAAGCUACAAGCUGAGGGUAGAUCAGCGUUUCUCGCUAUCGUGGAAGAAACCGAAAAGAAAAUCGAAGCUGAGCGUCGAGCUGCCGUUGUGUCCGUCGACACGCGAAACACUCCGGAAAAACAAGUGAAAUCUUAUACGGCUCCGUGGAACGAAAACGACUUGCAGCUUUUGAUAAAAGCAGUAAAUCUGUUCCCAGCUGGUACGAAUCAACGCUGGGAAGUGGUCGCUAACUUUAUUAAUCAGCAUAGCAGCUCGUCUAGCCGCGUAACGCGCGACGCUAAGGAAGUUCUCGCUAAAGCGAAAGACUUGCAGUCGACAGAUUUUAGUAAAUCGAGUCUAAAGGAGCAAGCGAACAAGAAAGCUUUCGACAAUUUCAUCGCCGAAAAGAAAGCGAAGGAAUCGGUCGAGGAUCGUAUGCCAGCCGUUACGGAACGUUUGGAUCAUCCUAUUUCGAACGGCGUCGGUGGUGAGCAAAAGGACGCGAAAAAGGAGUCUCAACCGUGGACACCGGCGGAGCAGAAGCUGUUGGAACAAGCGUUGAAAACUUAUCCCACUAGCGUGCCCGAUAGGUGGGAUCAGAUAGCAGCGUGUAUACCAACUAGAACGAAAAAAGAGUGUAUGAAGAGGUAUAAGGAGCUGGUCGAACUGGUUAAGGCAAAGAAGGCGGCACAAGUAAUGAAAUAAUAAUAGGUUGUUUUUAAAGCGAACAUUCUUCUUAACUUAUUGAAUUCCGAUACGAACGACCUCGUGAAUGAAAUCCAUUAGGGAAGCGAAGUGGUUCAUUGAAAUUUGGGAAAACGAAUUCUAAUUUUGGUUUCAUCGAAUGUUGCCUGUUGUAUUAUACCUGUGCCUUGUUUUAGCUUGUACGCGCACGGUUUGCAACGGUUCUAGAAAUUAUCGUGUCAUUUGCACGCAACAGAACGAUCGCGCUUAGUGAUUGUACGUUUAAUCGCAAUUGUUAAAACUGCAUGAGACGAAAAUCCAUAUUCCCGAUGCUCGAAUUAACGAGUUCUUUCUAGAAAUGAAAUCUUUUUCUCGUGGCAUUGUAUCGUCUUCGGCGGCGAUCGAUCCUGAUAAUUCAAUCGUAAAUCGGUCGUUUUCCACGGGUGAGCCACUUUCGCGUUCUCAUCCUCCACCGCGUAUUUUUCUUUAUAGUCACAUCGACUCGAUGCAUCGCUUCGAAAGGAAAUUACGAUGGUUAUCGUUGUUUCGUUUUCAUGGCAGUUGUUUUCGUCUAGCGUUCACGUUUAUCGCGACGUCGGUCGACGUUCCAACACCGUGAAAACGAAGGUCGAACGGGGGAUGUGUAUUGUAAACGGCUCUUGGAAACGUCUGUUGUAAGUAAUGUAACAUACGGCAUUGUUAGAACAGUGUGGCCCGUUCGAAAUAAAGCGUGCAUACUUUCUAUAAAUAAAGAUACGUAUGAUCUUUG
Molecule: messenger RNA, 2745 nt
Organism: Megachile rotundata (alfalfa leafcutting bee)
Lineage: Eukaryota; Metazoa; Arthropoda; Insecta; Hymenoptera; Megachilidae
Product: dnaJ homolog subfamily C member 2
Biological process (GO): regulation of translational fidelity; 'de novo' cotranslational protein folding
Cellular component (GO): cytosol
Molecular function (GO): ribosome binding; Hsp70 protein binding
Source: RefSeq, a predicted model, not a curated record